GUCGAUCAGAUAAAAACAUUAAAAUGCUUCCCACAGGGAAGCUUAUGUUCACUUGUACACUUAGAUUCAGACUGCCAAUUGGUCGUGAAUUAAUCUUAUCUAAACUGUUUCUGUACACGCUGCCUGGACGCUGCCAUUCUUGACGUUCAAUCGCCGGUCUUUUUCGCCUAAUCGAUGUUCGUCAUGUCUGCUGCUGAUUUCAUUGCAGCGGCGAGGAAAGCAGAGUCUGACGAAGCCCAACCCAAGAGGACUCUUUGCUGUUGCGAAUAUAUUUCUCAAGCCAACAGCCAGAAGUCUCAUCUCCUGGGAUGCUGUUGUAAUUGCGAGGACUUUGACUUGGUAUGCACACGAUUAGUCACGUGCAGGCGCAUUGAUCGACGCAAUAUAGACGGCAUGCUGAUUGCUUUCCAAGACCGCCUGCGCCUGCCAUGGCGCGGCGGGGCCAAACGGAUUUCGCCGGCCGCUGUUGCCCCAGCCUUCAUAAUUCCGCUCAUGCUGGGACUGGCCACCUUGAACUCCAAGACUGCUAUAGUUCUCAUGCUGACCAUGGUGGGCUUCUCCAUUUGGGGUCUUCAGCUGGCCAAGAAAACGGCCACACGGACCAAUUUCUUUCUUAGCUGGACUGUGUUCUCCGUCUUUUACAUGAUCGUCAUAUUUGAGUGUCAGGUGCCAUUGCUUGAGCUUGUGCCGGAGGAGAACUAUUUCCUUAUGUUUUUCACCUGUGCGGGCACAUAUUGUUUAUAUCGCACGCACCGCCUGGCUCCACUCAAUCUAGUUUCGGCUCAGUAUGGCACCACACCCAAGGACGAGCUACCCGGCAUUGCAGAAGCAUCAAGCGGCGAAGAGCAGGCGGAGGCGCAAACCACACUCCAGAUGGAAAGCGUACUAGACCUGAACGAUGAGGACGUCGUAGACAUAGACACAGCGGAGCGUGCGGGUCUGUUGCAUGGACAACCGAACAUCUGUGAGAGUUGUCGGAAGGUGACGCCCAGACGGGCCUACCAUUGCCAAGUGUGCGGCACGUGUGUAAAGAGGCGUUCCCAUCACAGCUACUGGCUCAACUGCUGCAUUGGCGAGCGCAAUCAUAGCUGGUAUAUAUCAGGCCUAUUCACAUCCCUGGUCGCUUUGAUAUUGGGCGCUAAUUUGACCCUAACUUCGAUAUGUCAUCCCUUUCUGGUGUUGCGUCCAUUCGGUUAUGCCGUGCUCCUACCGGACGAUUGCAGCGAAGUCUUCGAGAGUUUCGAAUUGGGCAUAUCCUUUGUGGUGGCUUGCUAUAGCCUACUCAUUGCGAAUUAUAUAACCUUCCUGCUGGCACGCCAGGCAUUCUUGUGGUGGAAUGAUACCACUCUCCACGAAUAUAAACGCGCAGCCAACGCAGCAGCUGCCAAUCGCAGUCGCAUCUGGAGCAACUGGCGUGCCAUUCUAAAGUGAUCCAAUUA
This is a messenger RNA of Drosophila miranda, 1439 nucleotides long. It is a transcript of the gene GABPI, whose product is annotated as palmitoyltransferase ZDHHC23. The transcript is spliced from 3 exons. Gene Ontology annotation, cellular component: endoplasmic reticulum; Golgi apparatus. Lineage: Eukaryota; Metazoa; Arthropoda; Insecta; Diptera; Drosophilidae. Gene Ontology annotation, biological process: protein targeting to membrane; peptidyl-L-cysteine S-palmitoylation. Gene Ontology annotation, molecular function: protein-cysteine S-palmitoyltransferase activity. The record is from RefSeq and is a predicted model, not a curated record. The coding region runs from base 175 to 1431 and encodes 418 amino acids.